UUUGGAGAAGCAGAAAGUGAGCUGUGAGUGAAGAAGAGUUCGGUCGUUUUGAAAGUUUACAUUUGUUUUGAACUUUAGUCACCAUGGGCCAACAAGUCUGACAGAAGCCUAUCAGCGUGUCGACGGUCAAACAGCAUGGAGCCGAACAUCCGGCUGAGUAGCUGUAACCUGACAGAGAGAAGCUGUGAAGCUCUGUCCUCAGUCCUCAGCUCCAAGUCCUGCAGUCUGAGAGAGCUGGACCUGAACAACAACGACCUGCAGGAUUCAGGAGUGCAGCUGUUGUCUACAACACUACAGAGUCCACACUGCAGACUGGAAACUCUCAGACUGUCAGGCUGUCUGAUCACAGAGAAAGGCUGCAGAUCUCUGGCCUCAGCUCUGACCUCAAACCCCUCCCAUCUGAAGGAGCUGGACCUGAGCUACAAUCAUCCUGGAAUCACAGGAUUAACGCUGUUGACGGUCUACAGGAUUCACAAUCAAAGCUGGACACUCUCAGGUUGGAGCCUACUGGAAUCCAGUGGUUGACACCAGGUUUGAUGAAGUAUUCCUGUGAACUCACAAUCGACACCAACACGGUAAACCACAGAAUCCAACUGUCUGACAACAACAGGAAGGGGAUAUAUGUGAAGGACUCUGUGUUAUAUCCUGAUCAUCCAGACAGAUUUAACUGUCCUCAGCUGCUGUGUAGAGAAGGUCUGACUGGGCGCUGUUACUGGGAGAUUGAGUGGACAGAAGGAGUGAUUAUAUCAGUGAGUUACAGAGGAAUCAGCAGGAAAGGACACAAUCAGUCCUGGUGUCUGAGAUGCUUUGAUGAUGAUGGUGGAGUUGAAUACUCUGUCCUUCACAAUAACAAGGAGACACUUAUUACCCGCCCCUCUAUCUCCUCACCCUCCACCACGCACAGAGCAGCGGUGUAUUUGGACCACACUGCUGGCUCUCUGUCCUUCUACAGAGUCUCCUCUGACACACUGAUCCACUUCCACACCUUCAACACCACCUUCACUGAACCUCUCUAUCCUGGGUUUGGGUUUGGGUUCUGGUCCGGAAGUGAAAGUUCUGCGUCUCUGUGUCGUCUGUAGAGGGAGAGUCUCCUUCUGUUCACUGCUGAUCAGUAUCACCCCAUUCUAGGCUCUCCAUAACCUCCGUCACCUCUGUACCUCUCUGAUCUCCUUCAUACCGACACACUGACCCUACUCUCCGGUCUUCCUCCUCCACGCCGCUCUCUGUUCCUCCUGCCCGCUUAACCUCCAUCAUGGACCCGCCGUCUCUGGAACUUUCUACCACCAACCCCCCAUGACACAGACUUUAUCUCCACUUCAGAAUCCCCCCCCCCCUUCACUCUCACCUCUUCAACACGCUAUUUUCUCCUCCUCCUCUCUGACAUCAUUUAUUUGUUGUUUUGUUUUCUUGUUGUUCUUUGUUGAGCGUCUUUGAGGAUUCAGAAAAGUGCUAUUUAAGUGUAAUGCACUAUUAUUCUUAUUCUUAUAAUGAACUGGAAACACGUGACAGACACCAAUGAAAACAUGGAAGAUGUCGUGUGUUGCUUUAGUUUUUUUUGUAGAAAUGACCAAAACACGAUAAACUUUGUGAUUGUUUUUUAAUGAAGCAGAACACUUGUUCAUUACCAAAAAAAAGCCGUUACAAUAACAUUAAAUGUUGUGCAACGCUGACACAGAAAAGGGAAUGUGUGAGUUUGUCCUACAGAACCAACUAACGACCUCCGAACCCGACCGCAGCUCAUCCAGGCCGUGACGUACUCCAGCUGUAGAAUACUGUUUGUGUGUUUGUGGGGCCAACAAACUGAGGCCUCGUUUACACGACAACCACUUCAUCUUAACACGGUAAACUUUCACGGUUUGGCUGUUUGUUUACACCACAACGGCGUUUUCAGUGUGCAAACUUUAAACAUACAGCAGCGUCUCCGUCGACGUGUCGACUGGAAAACGCUGCUUCUCUAAAAACGUAGACUCUACGGCGUGUGCAUUUCAGUUCCGGUCGAUGGUCGUGAGCGAGGAGGUGGACUACAACAACAAUGGCCGACUUCUGAGUUCUGUUUCUGAAAACAUCGACUGUCACGAUUCGGUCGACAUUUUGUCAAAAUGUUUUGUUUGUUUACACCUCACCGCUCUGCAGAAGGAACAGCCUGUGCACAAAACAUGAAUAUAUUACAUUAAACGACAGCGUCUCCCGCUAAGUAACUUUAGCACUCAGUUACUUUCAGACAAACGCCGCUUGGGGGUCAAACAGUUAACGCUCUUUGAUAUCGAGGCCAAAACACCGAGGUUUAAUAUGAAAUUACAUGAACGCCUCUUUUUUUUCUGACCACACGCCGACUGAGAUCGUGAUCAGCUCGAUGAAUUAUCUUGUGUUCUGAGAGAAGGCGGUAAACGUUCCCGCUGAGAGCGAAACUAAAUCUCAAUC
Molecule: messenger RNA, 2421 nt
Organism: Labrus bergylta (ballan wrasse)
Lineage: Eukaryota; Metazoa; Chordata; Actinopteri; Labriformes; Labridae
Source: RefSeq, a predicted model, not a curated record